AUGGGACAAGGAUCAUCAACAGCAGCAGAUAGUUCAUCACACCUGGAGCAAUUCACUAAAGACCAAUUGCACAAGUUGUUUUAUGCGCGAUGCAUCUCCCUCUUAAAACCAAUUGAACUUGCAUUCUUGCGAUCUAAUUUAAAUAUCAACCCCGAGGAAGAACAAAUAUCUAGAGUCAUUUCCAAGCUAGAAUUGGCCAGUUUGUUGAAAUUAGGGCAGACUGAAGAUGAUUUAACCAAAGGAGAACUCAAUGAUGCCAUCGAUGUGAUUUACAGGUCAUUGGUAUUUAUUGGUGGGUUGCCGUUUUUGGAACAAGGAGAAGAGGGAUUGAGUUUGGAAAGAUUAAUUGUCGGGAUCAUAUUUUACAGUGGUCAGUAUAAAAAGAUUUUCACCACGUUUGACUUUACCAAGUUGUUUUACUUAUCGUUGGCAUUACCCAAGGCACAAGUACAAGUAGAAGAAAAAUCAGAGAAGGUGCCAGAUGAGGAACCGAAGGAGGAUGAGAAAAUAUCAGUUGAUAUGUUGUUGCCAUCCCAACCUGAAGAUCCUCCUGAAUUGAAAGCAAAGAAGAUCAAUUGGACAAAAUUGCCGUCAACCCAACUAGACCUUGCAACUCCUAAAUUAUGUGCAAAGCGCUUACAAUUGAUACUCACACUACUACUUAUUCAAAGUUCCAUAAAUAAACAAACCUUGGAUGUGCAAAUAGAGACAAUUCUUGAAAAAUGGAGCCAAUUUCUGGUUUACUCAACAUACAUAUCAACAUUUCUAAAUUUGAACAUCAAAAAAGACCAUUCAAUCACGUUUGAACAAUUCCAAACUAUAAACGAUUUGGCUCCUGAUUUUAUUCAGAAAAAAUUACUCAGUUUAAUGACAAAUAGUAUAAUAUCCACUAAUGCACGAACCCAGAAACCACCACAUACGGAUAUUCCUCAUAUUGAACCAAUGACUCCACCACCCUCAGCAUCCAGACACAAGUUCCCUGAAUUCAUUGAAUCCAAACUUGUAAACGCAGCAUUUUUGGCAUAUAUAUCCCUGCUUCUUUCCCGAUCAAUCUCUCCCCAAAACAUUGUAAAGUUAUACGCUGGUUCUGAGUCAGGAUUUUCAAUUCGUUCUUUAGAAUCAAAAAUCUUUAAAUGGCAAGCUCCUACACUAUUCAUAAUCUCGGGAAAGCGACUCAAAUCGAAAAUCAUAACCACCAACAAACGAUACCAGGCUUUUGAUCAUGAAUACCCUCGAUAUUUUCUCACCCUGGAACAAACACUAAAACUGUGGCAAAAUGACGGCGAGAGAGUCACAUAUGCUGUAUAUAUAAAUUCUCCAUGGAAAAACUCAAACAAGGUAAAUUUCGGUGAUGAAAACACAACCAUCUUGUCCAUACAACCGCAUGCUGACAAAUUCACCAGUAUCCAUAGUUCAGUGAUUCAGGGCAAACUGAUUUAUUUUAAUAAUCUAGGAAUGGGGAUCGGAUUUGGCAAUUCCCAGCCAUUGAAUAAGAAUGGAACGAGGAAAUAUUUCCCAGGGGAUGUUUCACUUACUAUUGAAGCUAACUUGGAGUUUGCUGUUUUCAGACACGUUCUCCAAUCGUCUUCUCCCCAGGUGCAAGCUUUCUUUGAGAGGUCAGUUCAAGAAACGAUCAGAAAUGAACAAUAUGAAGAUAGAUUUAUAAUCACCGAUUUAGAAGUUUGGGGGGUUGGUAGCUCUCGCGAGUUGGCUGAACAACAGAGAGAAUGGGAAUGGGAGAAACAACAGGCUGAAGCUAGACAGAGUGUGAAUAUUAGAAGUUUGGGAGAAGAGCGGGCGUUCUUGGAGAUGGCUGGAUUAGUAGGUAAUCAUGGAGCAGGUGGAUCUGUAUGA
Molecule: messenger RNA, 1854 nt
Organism: Spathaspora passalidarum NRRL Y-27907
Lineage: Eukaryota; Fungi; Ascomycota; Pichiomycetes; Serinales; Debaryomycetaceae
Product: TLD domain-containing protein
Exons: 1
Coding region: 1-1854 (617 amino acids)
Source: RefSeq, a predicted model, not a curated record